Messenger RNA from Bipolaris oryzae ATCC 44560, 1149 nucleotides. RefSeq names its product glycoside hydrolase family 18 protein. Bases 1 to 1149 code for a protein of 382 amino acids. Gene Ontology annotation, molecular function: chitin binding; chitinase activity. Lineage: Eukaryota; Fungi; Ascomycota; Dothideomycetes; Pleosporales; Pleosporaceae. The transcript has 4 exons. Gene Ontology annotation, biological process: carbohydrate metabolic process; chitin catabolic process. Gene Ontology annotation, cellular component: extracellular region. The record is from RefSeq and is a predicted model, not a curated record.
AUGAGCCGAGACUACUACUUCAACCACCACCCACUACUUGAUCACAACACCACUACUACAUUUUCCACACCGCUGCAAACCAUGCAUUGGAACGGCGUGUACUAUCCCAACUGGCGAAUCUAUCGCGAGCAGCCACCUGUGUCGCUGAACUACGACGUCAUUUCGCAUGUGUUUUAUGCGUUUGCUUGGGUUAAGGAGGAUGGAACGGUGUAUUUGAGCGAUGAAUGGGCAGAUACGCAAAUCGAUGUCCCAGGCAUCGACGACAUACCUGCAACAAAGGGCUGUCUAAACUCGUUUGCACUUCUUAAGAAGAAGUACACGAGACUCCGCGUAGUCCUCUCUGUCGGUGGCGGCGGAAAAGGAAGUGAACCGUUUGCAGGCGUGGCUCGCGAUCCAGCAUGUCGUGAGCGCUUUGCACAGUCAUCCCUGGCUUUAGUCCAGCAAUUCGGUAUCGACGGCAUUGACAUCGACUGGGAACAUCCAGCAGACGCCAGCCAAGGCCAAGACUACAUCGCCCUCCUCGCCACAAUCCGCCAAUACCUCCCCGCCCCCCAAUACACGCUAUCUUCGGCGCUCCCCGCCGGCGAAUGGGCCCUCCAGCACAUCAAUCUCGGCUACGCAUCCCAAUACCUCGACCUCGUCAACCUCAUGGCCUACGACUACUCGGGCCCCUGGGUCAGCAAAUGCGGGCACCAAGCCCAACUCUUCACCCCGCCCGUCCCGCACUGCCCUGAAGCCGCAAUCUCCUGCCACUCAGCCGUGUCCUACAUGCUCAGCCAAGGCGUGCCCCGCCACAAAAUCGUCAUGGGCGUCCCCGCCUACGGCCGCAGUUUCACGGGCACUAGGGGUAUCGGGCAUUCGUUCGAGGGCCAGGCCGGCGAGGAGGGGACGUUUGAGUAUCGCGACUUGCCCAGGCCGGGCGCGCAGGAGCAUGUGGAUGAGCAGCUGGGUGCGGCGUAUUGUGUAGGUGGGGAUGGUGGGUUGGUGACGUAUGAUACGCCGGCGACGGUGAGGAUGAAGGCGAAUUAUGUAAGGCAGAAUGGGCUUGGGGGGUUGUUUUAUUGGACAGGUACGGGCGAUGUGAGUUCGAUUACGCAGAAGGAGAGGAGUUUGGUGUAUAAUGGGUUUUUGGCGCUGUUUGGGCAGUAA